This is a messenger RNA of Cercospora beticola, 959 nucleotides long. It is a transcript of the gene MRPL51, whose product is annotated as mitochondrial 54S ribosomal protein mL43. Lineage: Eukaryota; Fungi; Ascomycota; Dothideomycetes; Mycosphaerellales; Mycosphaerellaceae. Gene Ontology annotation, cellular component: mitochondrial large ribosomal subunit. Gene Ontology annotation, molecular function: structural constituent of ribosome. The record is from RefSeq and is a predicted model, not a curated record. Gene Ontology annotation, biological process: mitochondrial translation.
CUGCGACCUCACUCCACCAUCAUCCAUUCGAGCAAUGUCAAUAUGCCUCUCGCAGCGCUACGGUCGGUAGCAAAGCCACAAAACGGCGUCGGCGCCUUCAUCCUCCAAUGCAAACGCCUCGACUUCCACUACUGCGACUGGGCCGGCAGCAGUAGAGGCCUCAACGCCUUCAUAAAAUCCCACCUCUCCGCCUUCGCGAAACAAAACCCCUCAAUCGAAAUCACCGUCUCCCCUCGUCCCGGCCGACACCCCGUCAUCACAGGUACCUACAUCAAUGGCCGAACGAAACCCGUCUGCGUGAGAAACAUGGAUCCGAAUGAAAUUAUGCAGAAAGUUUUAUUGCUGAGAAAUGCGAAUGGGGAGAAAUUGAGGAGGGUGACGAAGCCUGUGAAGAGUUUGAAUGAGAGUGUGAGAGGUGUGUGGAGUCCGCAUCAUAUGGAGGUGCCGUAUAAGAUAUGAUGAAUCGGAGGGCGUGUUUGAAGCCCUAUUUCUGGAGCGAGGGGCGACGGAAUUCGGCAUGAGGGAGUCAAAAUGGGCGGCGCAUGGGAGAUGUGGGCGUGCUGGAAGAUGUGUACGCCUGGGCGAAAGGUGUGACAAUCUAGACUGCGGUUUUGGACGUCUCCUUGAUUCGGGCGAAGCUUCAGGAAGUGGGAGAAUGCGAUACGGAUCUGUGGACGUCACAAACAUGCCCCUCCGACGCAGUCCUGUUGUCCAAACCUGACGGCACCCAGCUUCCAAAGCAAGAGGCGAAUGUGCAGGCGAUCCAUUGACGAGCAGCGUAUGCGAGCAGAUCCGAAAGGGCAUCCUCCUGUGGCGAGGGCGGCGCGCACAACUAUGACUAUACACAAGGCCGAGGAGCAGCAUGCGUCUCUCUGGAAAGGCAGAUCUAUGGAGCACGCGGUCAGAUACGACUUUAGAAACGCCAGUCUUGAAGCGCAAAGACCGAAAGCGAAUGAAGC